GAAUUUUCGAACUAUUUGGAGGUUAUGGACAAAACGUAUUGGCAUUACCUUUUGGUCCUGUCGGCACUUUUACGUAAAAUUUAGUUAAAUUUGUCGUUCCUAGUAGAAGUGAAUCGUAUUUUCACUACGUUAGUCGCGAUUAAUCGUCAAAAUUCGGCUGUGAAAUGAAUACUUGAUACAAUAACCACAUAAUCCGCGUGCACUUGAUCCAUCGCAAUGGAUAUCUCAUCGCCUAUGGACUGUAAUAGUCAAAUAGCAACAAAUUUCGACAUGGAAAUACUAACAUCCAUGACGAACACGGACCUGCUUGUACGCCUUAUAAAGGAUCAAGAAGCGGAGACUGUCGUGCUGAAAAAUCAACUUUCAUCGUUGAAUUCGUCGGCCUUGCAAAUGAAAAAUUGCUACACUUCGGAGAGGACGAAAAAACGAUCACAUUGAGAAGGAAAAUCGGCAGCUGCUGAUGCAAAUAAAAACUUUGGAGGAAAAUAUUUCGCAGUUGGAGAAUAAUUUGCUCAACGACGCAGCCCUUCAUAAACAGAAAACAGCAGGUUUGGAAAAUAGCCUGGCCAGUGCCUACAGACAUCUAAUGAUCCAAAGAAACGUUCUGAAAGCCAAUCAUUUAAGCAUUAAAGAUCCGCAUCAGCAUUACAACAAUGCGAAGGAGUUUCUUACGAAACGUGGUGAAGUUGUCGUUGAAGACAUCAAGGAUGUGAAAGUUAUCAGCAAGAAACAGAAAGCGGUAAACGCGUCUACCAUGACUGACCAAUGUGAUAGUUUAAAACCGAAAGAAGUUAAGCAAUUUUGCGACAAAGCAACGAUGCACUGUCCAAUGGUGUCGACCGCUACGCGUGGAACAACCACUUCUACGUUCAUUAAACAAGCGGAUGCAGCUACCAAUUUCCCAGAGCCGAUGACCAUCGACGUUGAUGAGAUUUUCCGCAUAAUGAUCGAUGAUAUGCCACCAGCAAUAACGCCUAUUGAAGAUCUACCAUCUAAAACACAAUGCACGCAAACCGAGCCACCAGCUCAGUUGAAUGUUGGAACAAUAACCAGAAUUAAGAAUAUUCGACGGAAAAUUAAUUGUGCCAGCGAGUAUACUCAACCAUUGUCAGCAUCGAGUCCUCUAUGUCGAGUGAAAAGGAAAAGGACGACAGUAUUCCGGAUCUUCUAAAUUUGGAUUAUUCUGGCAAUGGUUCACCGAUCAACCAACAGCUGACCAAAUUGUGGCAAAUGGUCGGUCAAAUGAUCUUUGGAAUCAUCGGAAGUGGCGAGGUGUUCAAUCAUUCAAACAAUAUUAGUUUGAUCAACGAUAAUUUGAAUCAAAUUCGAAGAGUCAUUGAGAUGGAGUCACAACCAGAAACACAAUUUCACAGCUUCGUGGACGAACAACGUACGAGCGAAGAUUUUAACAUUGCGACUGCUGUAGCAGGAUCUGGCAUCGGUAAUAGUGUCAGACAACACAAUGCUUUGGAUCCCGUUAGUAGCUCACAAAACCCACCUCAUAAUCAACUAUCCUCCAAACAAAUACAAACAGAUGCGACACAAACAAAGCCCACCUCGCCACGCACUAAUACUCACGAUUAUUCGACGCACAGAGGGGCACUCUCCAUUGACUCAUUUACCCAAUGUCAAACGGAAAGUAUUUUCAAAAAACCAGCUUCAAAAACUAAACGAAAACUGGCAACGGAUGAUUGCACAAUUAGAAAGCGUAUUUGUCAGAGAAAAAUGACUCCUACACGAAGAUCCAGUCAAAUGGAUGACUCGAAACCGAAGAGUUCCAUUCAACAUAAAGACUCUUCCUGUGUUUUCGAAGCAGCGAGUACAUCAAAUGAUCGCGUCAAACAGUCAACAUCUCCCAUCGACGAACCUGACGCGUCACUGGUGGAAAAUAUUCUUCGCUUCUUCAAGAUGCCAAACUUUAUUGAACCGAUCACAGACCCACCACAUAUACUGGAAGCGAUUAACAGACUUAGUAAGGCUGAAAAAAGCACCAAAAAUAUUCAUAUCCCGGAAGUAACGGACUUUCCGGCCAUUGUUCCGACAACUGUUGACUCUGAAUCAAAAGACUCGAUGUCGGUCGCCUUGCCAACUCACUCCCAGUCAGACGAUUUAAAGUCACCAGAUGUAUCAAUGGAAUUGUCAACAUACGACGAAUUUGAAUCUCCAGCUUCCCCGCCGCCAUCCACAACGACAUCGUACCAAGCACCGAUUAUUAUCCCCACAUCGCCAAAGAAAUUGAACAGUUUAGUCGUCGAAGGCAUACUAGCUAAUUUCGACAAGAAUAAAAGAACGUCACUGAGACAGCGAAAGCUUAAAGUACCCACAGUAGAAGAGGAACAAAUAAUAACCUCAACACGAAGUAGAAUCGAACAAUACGUAGUGGCGGAGUGGAAUGGGAACGAAAUCGAUACAUGUUGCAAAGACUUAUCAACCGUACGUCCAAGUGUUCUAUCAAAGUGUAUUCUUGAAGUUGUAACCAAUACGAACAGCGAACCUUUAUCCAAAGAAUUUACGCCACCAGCUCCAUCAUUACCGAGAACUCAUCAGAAAAUUGUCGUCCUGAUCAAACGCAUCAGUCGGACUGUGAACGGAUUCGAGGAUUUAGUGCUGUUUCAAUUAGAGAAAACAAUGUUUGUUUUGGGAGAUGAACAAGUAACCAUAGCCGGGGGGUUGAACCUUACGCAUUUGUUUAUCGGAUUGACUGCCUGCGCGGACGCAGAAUCGAAUGGAUCAUGCGUUUUGUUCGUCUACAAAUGCUUGUACUACUUCUCCAUAAAGGCGAUACCGAUGAUUUAUUCAGUAUUAAUGGCAUAUCCGACUAUAUUACCAAAGUUCGAUGAUGGUGAAAAGGUUGCCGAUUUCCUUAGGAAUACUACAAACAUCUUGCAGGCCACAUUUGUUAUUAUUUUGAUCAACACAAAUUUAAGCGAGUCAAAUCUUAUCGACUCCGGCAACUCAUUGAGAAAGAGAGACCUGUCGACGUAUCUGAAAACGUACUACCACUAUCCCUGUAUGAGACCCACAAUCGACGAUUUUGUGGAUAUUCUAUUAGAUCGACUAACGAAUAGCUGUAAUUUAGGCAACAUUCCAUAUUCGCUAAUUUUGAUAGCGAAACGGAAUGGUACAGUGUGGGCGGACCAUAUGGUGCAACGGAAGCUGUUGCCAAAACUUAAUCAAUUUCUAUCAACCAUAUCGGAUGGAACUGCAAACGAUGAACGUAUAGCAGUUCUGGUAUCUGCGAUAUCAUCAAUCAUCAAAACUUAUCCAAUCACCAAAGAUAUCUCCGGUUAUCAGCAAUUAUUUCAUAAAAUUCUGGAUUCCACAACGAGACAAACAAUUCAGGAAGAGGCUGUGAUGGCUCUACUGCGAACUAGUCGAUUCGGCAUGGUUGAUGUUUAUAAACAAAUUUGUGAUUGGCGGCCACAAACCGCAGUGCGCAGACAAUGCUAUUUGAUGUUAAAUACAUUUCUGUACCGUCAGAAUUUGAGUUAUUGGCAGAAUUUUUAAUUCAUGCUGUGAUGUUAAGGAAUGAAGAUUGUGAUUGAUGAUUCAUUGGUCGACAUCGACGAAUCUCUGUUAGUGCGCAACUCAUUCAAAGCAAGACCACUAAUUUGCGAUUACCUACGCCAACGAGAAACUCAACUUCAGGUGGACGUUUACUGCGGCAGCAUCGAUACUCAACAUGAUUGUCUUCUCAACACAGACGUUGUAAUUGGUAUUGAAAUAAUCGAACAUCUUUACCCGGAAACCAUCGAAAAUGUACCCUACAAUAUUUUCGGCUUCAUGAAACCAAAAGUUGCCCUGUUCACGACUCCCAAUUCAGAGUGCAAUGUUCUGUUCAAUAUGACAGAAAAAUUUCGCCACGACGACCACAAAUUUGAAUGGACGCGUGAGCAAUUCGAAGACUGGGCCUACAACAUAUGUACACGAUUUCCAGAUUAUAAAGUUGCUUUUUACGGCAUUGGUCCUGGACCUGACGGCACUGAACAUCUGGGAUGUUGCAGUCAAAUGGCCUUAUUUGUUCGUUGCGAUUUUUACGACCUAACGUCGAAUGGCUGUGGUGACACCACAGCUGAGGGAUUUUCCUAUAACAGCAACCAGCUUGACCUGCCACAAGUUAUGAAAAUUCAAAGCGAAUCGGUUUUAACAGAACAUGUCAUCAUUAAUAAAGAAAGUGCAUCAGAAAAAUCUACUACAGAUGAUAUCAACCGCUCUAUAAGUGAUGAAGUCGAAGAAAUGAUUGUUGACAUGGCCACAACACAUAUCGAUAUGGAAAGUUACAGAUUGGUCACUACUUGCAUUUAUCCAAAGAAUAUGGACGACAGAUCUCAGGAGCAGAAGAUUUUCGAUGAAGCCUGUUUCCAUCUCAGUCGCUAUAUGAACUUGAAUGAUGAUCACUAUGAUGCCGACAACGAUAUUAUAAAAGUUCCUGUCAAGCGAAUAUUCGAAUUGGUAUACAAAUUUACUUCGGAUAUAAACGAGUUCAGAUACGUUAUGCGUAAAAAUAACUACACAAUCGACGAGGAUGAUGUCUUUCUCAUUAAACCGAUGGACACGGAAAGUGACGAAGAAGACGACAUGCCCGCCAAUUGUGUUGAUGCGCUUCCACGCCAAGUAGCAUCGUCAGAUGAAGAUUGGGAUUAAGUUUUUAUAUUUUGUACUGUUAUACUAUACAUUUUGAGGAAUAUUGAACAAACUUACGUGGAAAAUAAAUAUUUUGGUCACUUUUCA
Bradysia coprophila is the source of this 4731-nucleotide messenger RNA. RefSeq names its product Hen1 methyltransferase (gene Hen1). Gene Ontology annotation, molecular function: RNA methyltransferase activity; O-methyltransferase activity. Gene Ontology annotation, biological process: piRNA processing; siRNA processing; RNA methylation. Lineage: Eukaryota; Metazoa; Arthropoda; Insecta; Diptera; Sciaridae. The record is from RefSeq and is a predicted model, not a curated record. Gene Ontology annotation, cellular component: nucleus; cytoplasm.